AUGUGGCAAUUAUUUCAAACCCCUUCUUGCCAGCUAUUACGGCUAAGAUUGCUACCAAUAAAAAGUAAUGGGCAUUAUGUGAAUUUUAUAUCAAAUAAACCUUCGCUUGGUAUAAAACGCUAUUUUUCAGAAGUUAAAAAAAGUUCAGAGAAAGUCAACUCUUUCUUAAUUUGUAGCCCUUGGAAACUGUGUACAGGUAUAAGCUUAGGUUUAGGAGCUCGUUUAUUUGUGGGCAAUGGAUCUGCUCUUUGUAAAGCCAAUUUGUCACGGACUAUUCAAAGAAGACCAAAUUUACAUGAUGAUAGUGCAAAGUUCGAUUGGAAAAGGUUUUUCGAGUAUCUCUUACCUCACAAAUGGUUGUUGGUAGCUGCAGUUGCUUCUGCAUUGGCAGUGGCAUUUCUAAAUGUGUACAUUCCGUCAAUGCUCGGUGUUAUAGUAAAUGUUUUGGCUAACAUGAAGUACAAUCCUACUGCAGACUUUAUAGAAGAAAUCAAGAUUCCUGCAUUGAAAUUGAUUUCGCUUUACAUAGGACAGGCAGUAUUUACAUUUUUCUACAUACACUUGCUCGCUCAAGUGGGAGAGCGUGUUGCCGCACAAAUGAAACAAGACCUGUUUGUGUCUAUUUUAAAUCAGGAUAUGGCGUUUUUUGACCGAGAAAGAACGGGGGAACUUGUUAACAGGAUAACAGUAGAUGUUCAAGACUUCAAGAGUUCCUUUAAACAGACGAUCUCUGGAGGACUCAGAGCUAUUACACAGGUAGUCGGUUCUGCGGUCAGUCUACUCGUUAUAUCGCCUCACUUGACAGGGUUGACAAUGAUUUGCAUACCAUCGGUAGUCAUUGGGGGGACAUUUAUCGGAUCUCUAUUGAGGAAACUUUCUAGAGAGGCACAAGCACAGUUAGAAAAGGCAACUCUAGUCGCGGAGGAGGCAAUCGCAAAUAUGCGGACGGUUCGCGCGUUCGCAGGCGAAGAGAACGAGGCGAGUAUGUUUGCGGACGAAUGCCAAACUGCGGCCGACCUUAGUAUGGAGCUGGGCUUAGGCGUAGGCCUGUUUCAAGCCGGAACCAAUCUGUUCCUGAAUGGUAUGGUGCUGGCGACGAUGUUCCUGGGCGGGCACCUGAUGUCCACGGGACAGAUGUCGGCGGGCGACGUAAUGGCGUUUCUAGUAAAUGCUCAAACAGUGCAGCGUUCCGUCGCUCAGCUGUCGCUUCUGUUCGGUUCCGUCGUGAAGGGGCUCAGCGCUGGGGGACGAGUUUUUGAGUAUAUCAAUAAGGAACCUCAAAUGGACACGUCGGGUAAGAAGGUUAUAAAAUACCACGAGUUCCACGGCGACAUCGAGUUCAGGGACGUCACCUUUGCUUACCCAACCCGGCCGGAAGCUAUCGUAUUGAAGAAUUUCAAUCUGAAAAUACCAGCCGGUAAGACAGUUGCCAUUGUUGGGACGUCAGGCAAUGGAAAAUCAACCAUAGCGGCCUUGUUAGAAAGGUUCUACGACGUGAAUGAUGGUGUUGUGACAAUAGACGGAGUGGACAUCAGGGAGUUGGACUGCAAGUGGCUAAGGGGCAGAGCCCUGGGGCUGAUUAGUCAAGAGCCGGUGCUCUUCGCUACGACCGUUAAGGAGAACAUAAGAUAUGGGAAACCUGAAGCUACUGACGCCGAGAUAUAUGAAGCAGCGAAAACAGCGAACGCACAUGAUUUUAUCACCGGUUUUCCUAACGGUUACGAAACUUUGGUGGGUGAGAGAGGGAUGUCCCUAUCCGGUGGACAGAAACAGAGGAUCGCUAUCGCCAGGGCCGUCCUGAAAAACCCGCCUGUAAUGAUCUUGGAUGAGGCUACGAGCGCUCUAGACUCAGCCAGCGAGAAAGUCGUGCAGACUGCAUUGGAAAGCGUAACCAAAGGCCGCACAGUGCUGGUGAUUGCGCACAGGCUGUCCACUGUUAUGCAUGCUGAUAUCAUUGUCGUGCUGAACAAGGGUAAAAUCGUCGAGAUGGGAACUCAUGAACAACUGAAGAAACAGAAGGGCUUCUACUGGAAUCUUAUAAAACAACAAGAUCAAGACCCUGACACCACUAGAACUUUAUGA
Parnassius mnemosyne (clouded apollo) is the source of this 2082-nucleotide messenger RNA. NCBI's taxonomy places the organism in Eukaryota, Metazoa, Arthropoda, Insecta, Lepidoptera, Papilionidae. The record is from the annotation of a GenBank genome assembly.